UUUCCAAAUUAAAUUCAAUCCAAAAUAUUAUUCAAUGAAGACUUUCUUACACUGUUUUGUAAGUGUCCUCUUAAUAGCGGCAUCUAUUGUAGCGAUUAUUUACAUGAUUUUCCCUACUUCUCCAAUACAAGUGGUUCCUAAAAUUGUUAAAACUGAAAUAAAGGAAGAAGAUGGAUCCGUGAAAAAUUUUAAGUCAAUUGAAUCUGAGCAUCACCACAGACCAAACAAAAUUUUUAAAAGCGGAGAUGUGGAAAAAAUUAAUGAAAGAAUUUGGAAUUCAAUCAAAAAUGAAAUUCGACAUGACAAAGAACGUAUAGACUGCAAAAGAAUAAUUGAAGGAGAUGAGAGUUAUAUAAAACUCGAAGCAAAAUCUAGAUUAAUAUAUAAAGAUCCAAAACAUUUAUUAAUGGAUUGUAGAUCAAUUAAAGAAAGAAAUUAUUUUUUGGAAAAGCCUUUAUCCACUGAAGAAGGGAAAUAUCCAUUGGCUUAUGCUAGAAUUGUUUAUAAAAAUUAUAGAUUUCUGGAAGCAGAGUUUGCCACAAAUUAUCAACCCCAAAAUUGGUAUUGUUUUGCUGUUGACAAGAAAAUUGGAAAUAACCAGUUUUUUAAAAGAAUAAAGGGAUUGGCUAAAUGUUUUCCUAAUGUUAUUGUUCCAACAAAAAGAUUUCCUGUAGAUAAUAAUGGUAGAUUUUCAAUUUACUCCGACUAA
Messenger RNA from Meloidogyne enterolobii, 709 nucleotides. NCBI's taxonomy places the organism in Eukaryota, Metazoa, Nematoda, Chromadorea, Rhabditida, Meloidogynidae. The record is from the annotation of a GenBank genome assembly.